This is a messenger RNA of Hyla sarda, 792 nucleotides long. Its product is annotated as vomeronasal type-2 receptor 26-like. Gene Ontology annotation, molecular function: G protein-coupled receptor activity. NCBI's taxonomy places the organism in Eukaryota, Metazoa, Chordata, Amphibia, Anura, Hylidae. The record is from RefSeq and is a predicted model, not a curated record. Bases 1 to 792 code for a protein of 263 amino acids. Gene Ontology annotation, biological process: G protein-coupled receptor signaling pathway. Gene Ontology annotation, cellular component: membrane. The transcript has a single exon.
AUGACGUCCACCAAUGACGUUCUCUCCAUUAUAAUAUUAAGAAUAUUCAUCACAUACAAAGACACAGCGAUUGUAAAAGCCAAUAACCAGAACCUCAGCUUUACACUUCUCCUCUCACUCCUCUUCUCCUUCCUCUGUCCUCUGUUAUUCAUUGGACGUCCCUCAGAGAUGACCUGUCUUGUCCGACAAGUUUCUUUAGUCAUUAUUUUCACAGUUGCUGUUUCUUCAGUUUUGGUAAAAACAGUCACCGUGGUCUUGGCCUUUAGAGCCAUCAGACCUGACAGGACACUGAGGAGGUGGCUCGGGAGACAUCUCUCCAUAUUUCUUCAGAUCAUCUGCUCUUCCAUUGAGGCUGUGAUCUGUGUUUUCUGGUUGUCUUUGUCUCCACCAUUCCCAGAUUAUAACACUGAGAUAGAGGUUGGGAAGAUAAUCCUACAAUGUAAUGAAGGAUCUGCUGUUGCUUUCUAUGUGGCCAUUGGCUAUAUUGGGUUUCUGGCUGUGUUGAGCUUUAUUGUAGCAUUUUUGGCCAGGAAACUUCCAGACACCUUCAAUGAGGUUCAGUACAUCACCUUCAGCAUGUUGGUCUUCUGCACUGUGUGGAUCUCCUUCAUCCCGGCGUAUCUCAGCACCAAGGGGAAAUACAUGGUGGCUGUGGAGGUCUUCUCUAUUGAGGCUUCCAGUGCUGGACUUCUGGGCUGUAUCUUCUUCCCAAAAUGUUACAUUAUUCUACUGAGACCAGAACUGAAUAUAAAAGGCAAUUUAGUCAUUCCAACCAAAAUUGACAAAAUGUAA